This is a messenger RNA of Cynocephalus volans (Philippine flying lemur), 2080 nucleotides long. RefSeq lists its product as uncharacterized. The coding region runs from base 578 to 2080 and encodes 500 amino acids. Lineage: Eukaryota; Metazoa; Chordata; Mammalia; Dermoptera; Cynocephalidae. Gene Ontology annotation, biological process: virion assembly. The record is from RefSeq and is a predicted model, not a curated record. The transcript has 2 exons.
ACUGAGUCGCCCGGGUACCUGUGUGUUCAAUAAACCUCUUGUUUUUGCAUCCGAAGCCGUGGUCUCGCUGUUCCUUGGGAGGGUCUCCCUGAACUGACUGACUACCCACUGCGGGAGUCUUUCAUUUGGGGGCUCGUCCGGGAUCGGAGACCCCUACCCAGGGACCACCGACCCACCUGCGGGAGGUAAGCUGGCCAGCGACUGCUCUGUGUCUCGUUUCUGUGUCUAAUCCUGUGACUCUGACUGUCUUUUCUGAGCGCGCGCAUUUUGGUUUCAGUUUGUUCCGGGUUAGUCGCUCUGGGAGCGAAGUGCGGGUAGCGAACAGACGUGUUCGGGGGCUCGCCACCCGGCAAUCCUGGGAGACGUCCCAGGAUCAGGGGAGGACCAGGGACGCCUGGUGGACCCCUUGGCAGAGGAUUAUUGUGUUUUGGUCUCACCGCGUCUCGGGAGGCGCGCUCUGCCAUCGGACUCUUUCUUCUAUUUCUACGGCACUCGGUCUCGUCGCCGUUUCUGGUUUCUUUUUGUCUUAGUUGUGAUAGGUCUUUGCGUCGUCGUUCCCCUAUUGGAAAUUUUCGAGAUGGGGCAAAGUGCCCUUACGCCCCUCUCCCUUACUCUAGAUCAUUGGAAAGAUGUCAAAGCCAGGGCUCACAAUCUGUCCAUGGAGAUCAAAAAAGGAAAAUGGCAGACUUUCUGUUCGUCUGAGUGGCCCACAUUCGGCGUAGGUUGGCCGCCAGAGGGAACCUUUGAUCUUACUGUCAUUUUUGCAGUUAAAAAGAUUGUUUUUCAGGAGACCGGAGGACACCCGGACCAGGUUGCCUAUGUCGUGGUAUGGCAAGACCUCGCCCAGAAUCCCCCUCCCUGGGUGCCACCCUCCAGCAAAGUCGCUGUUGUUUCGGGAUCAGAAAAUACUCAAAGGCCACCUACAAGGAAGCCUUCCGCCCCUCCCCAACCCCCCGUCCUCCCGACACCAGACGACUCGCUCCUUCUCUCUGAGCCCCCGCCCUACCCGGCGGCCCUGCCGCCUCCUCUGGCCCCUCAGGCGAUCGGACCGGUGCCGGGCCAGGCGCCCGAUAGUUCCGAUCCUGAGGGACCAGCCGCUAGGACCAGGAGUCGCCGUGCCCGCAGUCCGGCAGACGACUCAGGUCCUGACUCCACUGUGAUUUUACCCCUCCGAGCCAUAGGACCCCCAGCCGAGCCCAACGGCCUAGUUCCUCUACAAUAUUGGCCUUUUUCCUCAGCAGAUCUUUACAAUUGGAAGUCUAACCACCCGUCUUUUUCUGAAAAACCAGCAGGACUCACGGGACUCCUUGAGUCUCUUAUGUUUUCUCAUCAGCCCACUUGGGACGAUUGCCAACAGCUACUCCAGAUCCUCUUCACCACUGAAGAGCGAGAAAGGAUUCUCCUGGAGGCCCGCAAGAACGUUCUCGGGGACAACGGGGCCCCUACACAACUCGAGAACCUCAUUAAUGAGGCCUUCCCCCUCAAUCGACCUCAAUGGGAUUACAACACGGCCGAAGGUAGGGAGCGUCUUCUGGUCUACCGCCGGACUCUAGUGGCAGGUCUCAAAGGGGCAGCCCGGCGCCCCACCAAUUUGGCCAAGGUAAGAGAGGUCUUGCAGGGACCGGCAGAACCCCCUUCGGUUUUCUUAGAACGCCUAAUGGAGGCCUAUAGAAGGUACACUCCGUUUGAACCCUCUUCUGAGGGGCAGCAGGCUGCGGUUGCAAUGGCCUUCAUCGGACAGGCAGCCCCAGAUAUCAAGAAAAAGUUGCAGAGGCUAGAGGGGCUCCAAGAUUAUUCCUUACAAGAUUUAGUGAGAGAGGCAGAAAAGGUGUACCACAAGAGAGAGACAGAAGAAGAAAGACAGGAAAGAGAAAAAAAAGAGACAGAAGAGAGAGAGAGGCGGCGUGAUAAACGCCAAGAAAAAAAAGCCCCAGGAGCUUUUGGUUUCAGCUCGGUGGUCAGCCAGGUGGUGGAUGGUGGUAGGCAGGGCGGAGGCCCACGGCUCCAGCAGUCGCUUCCGGGCCCCAGGGGCGAAUGGUUCAGGCUCCUCUGUGCUCGCCAAAUUUUUCUUAAAAGAUAA